Messenger RNA from Ipomoea nil (Japanese morning glory), 947 nucleotides. Its product is annotated as eIF-2-alpha kinase activator GCN1-like. Lineage: Eukaryota; Viridiplantae; Streptophyta; Magnoliopsida; Solanales; Convolvulaceae. Gene Ontology annotation, cellular component: cytosol. The coding region runs from base 1 to 609 and encodes 202 amino acids. Gene Ontology annotation, molecular function: protein kinase regulator activity. The record is from RefSeq and is a predicted model, not a curated record. Gene Ontology annotation, biological process: regulation of translation; cellular response to amino acid starvation. The transcript is spliced from 6 exons.
AUGGUGGUACAAUCUGUUUAUUUUUUAUGCUUCCUGUUGAUUUGCGAACAUGCAGGGAGUACCAGUUCUAAUACCUGGUUUUUGCCUCCGGAAAUCUCUGCAACCUGUGCUUCCUAUUUUCUUCCAGGGGGUCUUAUAAGUGGAUCUUCUAAAUUAAGAGAGCAAGCAGCUUUGGGCCUUGGAGAGUUAAUUGAAGUGACAAGUGAUCAAGCAUUAAAGGAGUUUGUCAUUCCAAUCACAGGGUCGUUCAUUCGUAUAAUAGGGGACAGAUUCCCAUGGAAAGUUAAAAGUUCAAUUCUCUCAACUUUGAGCAUCAUAAUAUGGAAGGGUGGGUUGGCCCUAAAGCCUUUUCUUCCCCAGCUUCAAACAACAUUUGUUAAGUGUUUGCAGGAUAUUACAAGGACUGUUCAAUCAAGUGCUGCUGUUGCCCUUGGUAAACUAAGUGCACUCACAACUAGGAUUGAUCCUUUGGUUAGUGAUCUUUUAUCUGCUUUACAGAAGCUGCAAAGGCAGAGGAAGCUAAAGAUGAGGUUGAGAUGGAUGGAUUUCAAAGUGAUGAUGAUGACGAUGAGUCUGAUAGCGAAAUGGCAGAUGAUGAUGAGGGGUUGAGAUGAAGCUAUGAUCCGAGGAUAAGCUGAAAGAUUUAUGUUCGAGAACGAGCAGCCCCAUUUAUUUCAAUGGCAGAAAUGAUGAGGAAGUUUGAAUCUAGUAGAUGUCAAUGCCACGCAUGAAUUGUUCCAUGUUACAUGUAAAUACAAAUAACUUGCUUAAAAAUGACAAGGCCAAAGGAUCCUGAACUUGAAGCAGCUCAACGUUACUGUCGUAUAAAGCUUAUGAGCUCAGCUCAGCUCAUAAUCUACUACUCUAACUCUAUUUUUCUUUUCCUUUUCGUUCUAAUAUUUAUCAAUUUCUUUCUUUUUAUUCUAUCCCCCCAUCUUAAUUUUCUU